AGCAUGAUUUUGAAGUCAAUAACUAUACUUUUCUCUCAAUCCGACUGAUACACACUUGAAUAUAAAUCUUGAUGUCGGUAGAUCGUACCCAGAUAUCGCAGCACAAAGACAUGAUAUUCCACGUCACGCUACCCUACACUCUUACGCGGGGUCAGAUCGUCCAGCCCACCAACGAACAUUCACAAGCCUUCACAAACCCAUCGCGAGCAACGAUCAAGGCUAAAUUAACAAGCCGAGGCUCUUCAGAAUGACCAGUCACGGCAUAGCCCGCUCUGCGCGGUCACGGACAGAAGAACAGCGCCAGCAGGAUCUCGUCAAGAUCCAAAAGUACCGUGGUCUCGAGGACGAUAUACGCCAAAAGAUAUCCGACAACAACUACGGCACCGACACAUUCCAGCUUACAUCGAAGCUACUACGCCUCAACCCUGAAUACUACACGAUAUGGAACGCCCGCAGGCGCUGUCUAAUCUAUGGCUUAUUGUCCAAACCCUCGGCUGGAUCGCCGCCCUUGAAGGAGUCGCAGAAUACUUCAGCGAUAGACACUCACACAGCCUCUUCCGACGCUUCAUUGCCCUCCUCCUCGACCGAGAUCCCGCCACGCCCCAACCCCCCGACAGCUGGGAAGACUGGUACAACGACUGAUAGCGAUGCCGAUACCGACGUGAUACGCUCCGAACUGGGCUUCACUGUUCCCUUGCUGAUGGAAUUUCCCAAGUGCUACUGGAUAUGGAAUUAUCGACUAUGGACGCUUGACCGCGCCAUCGAAAGACUUGAUGUAUCUAUAGCUCGGCGCAUUUGGGAAGAGGAGCUAGGUCUUGUCAGCAAGAUGCUCACCAAAGACCGACGAAACUUCCACGCCUGGGGCUACCGUCGCCACGUCGUAGCGCAGCUUGAGAGCCCCGUGCUCAACGGCCAGAGCCUGGUAGAGCUCGAGUUUGAGUAUACCACCAAAAAGAUCCAUGAGGAUCUGUCCAAUUUCUCAGCAUGGCAUAACCGAAGCCAGCUCAUUACAAGGCUUCUGAACGAGCGCAAAGCAGACGACGCGUCUCGGAAAGAUUUACUGGAUAAAGAAAUUGAGAUUAUUCGCGAAGCGCUGAAUGUUGGACCGGAAGACCAGUCUUUAUGGUACUAUCACCAGUUCCUAGUAUUGAACCUCGCAAAUCCUUCAUCAAGUCGCCAAAUAGCACCAAACCUGACGGUGGAGGAGCGCAAGUCAUACAUUGAUGAUGAAGUAACCGAAAUCAAGGAUCUACUACAAGACUACAAGGACAUAAAAUGGAUCUACGAGGCUCUCAUUGAGUACGCAAUCGCAUUGAACCAACUCACGGGGCAGCCAUUCGAGCCUGAGAGUCGAACUGAUGUGACAUCUUGGUUACAGACUCUCAGGAAACUAGACCCUAAACGAAACGGACGAUGGAGUGAUUUGGAAAAGGACUUGGGCUUAUCACAGACAUGAUUCUGAACCCAUUAACUAUCUAGUACAUGUAUACCAUAUGUCAUUAGACCAUGAUGUAGCAAUGAAUUCGUUGAUAACCCCUAUCGCUAACCUAGGAACCGAAAAUUUGUGAACGCAUAUGCUUCAAAGUCCUCCAGCAUUGGUAUCAAUGUGCCCGUUAAAUGAAAACCCCUUACACGCUUUCUACACCCUUCAAUGCCCCCUCCCACUACCCCUUGGCCUACCUCUACCUCUGCCUCUACCUCGCCCAACUCCUCGGCCUCCACGACCAGCGCCACGUCUUGCCGGAAUAUCCCCAUCACUACCGGAAUCCGAUCCUGACGCAGACACUGAAUCACUCAUAUCUGCUUCCGAAUCUGUAUCACCAAUUCUGACAACUGUCGGCUGUGGAGGUCGCCGAACUGGUGGUGGUGGCGAAGGGCUGCGCGAGCUUUCGUCAUGGGCCGAGGAUUGAGAGGGUGAUCUAUUGCCGAGAUAUUCGCUGUGCUGACUCAGACUACGAGCAGCCUCCUUCGGCUCUUCUGCUGUCGGCUCAUCCAUUACCGCCAGAGGAGCCUUGAAGGUUGGCGCGGGUGUGGACGCCCCUGACUGUGCUGUAGUUACAUUGGCCGAAGCAGUUGUGGAUUUGCGUUUGCCUAUCUUGAACUUCUUCCCCUUAUGUGCCAUUCGUUCAGCCAUAGACAUAAGCUGCGUUCCUCCGUUACCCGAUUUGGGCGGCGGUGGAGAUACAGAAUCCCGAGUAGAUCCGUUAUCAACACCCUCUGAUCGUCGAGUACGGCGAGCACUUCGCGAGGCUCGACCCUCAAGGUUGCCUGAUGUUGACCGGGCGUCUUCUUCUGAAGGGUCCACAGCAGAUGGUCCCACUGUAAUGGUGGUUACCUCGGAUUUUCUAGGCCUUCCACGGCGUCGGGGUUGAGGAGGCCGUGCUAUAGCCUCCGAAGGAGCCGUACGGAGCUCGGCAGCUAGCUGUGCUUCUAGUUCGCCAACCAUUCUCUCGUGCUCGGCGCCACUGUCGUCGCCUUGGUUUUGGAUGGACUCGUCGGCGAAUUCGUUUGAAUCAUCCGCGGCUAAAACUUGAGACAAGCGUGACUUUCGAGGUCGACCUUUGGGCCAACCUCUCUGGCCGCCUGUUGGCUUCUUGGAAGAACUAGCUGGCGUAGAUUGGGAAGAAGCAGAUGCAUUCUUAGGGGGACGACCACGGCGUUUAGAGGGAGUCUUGGUCUCAAGGACAGACUCAGGGUCUUUUCCAAUGGAGGGUUGCGGUGCGGGGGAUGAUGUCCCGAAUAAGGCACGAACUGCGUCAGCAGCCAUAUCAACAGCCGACUUCUUCUCUCCCUGUGCGCCGACAGCGGGUGUUUUAGGCCUUGUCGCUUGCGUGCGCUCUUCCUCGAACUCAUCUGAGUCGACGUCCGCCUCCACAUAUGAUGCUAUGGGUUUGGCGUGUCGAAGUUCGGGCUCAUUUGCAUCAAACAGCAACUGACCCCGUUUCUUAGAUGGGACUGGAGCCGGAGCCGGGCCUGGAGCUGGGGUUUCAUCUGGUGUGUUCUGGGGACCGUCUGUUCCAGUGUCUUGUGCAGUGCUCGGGUCCCUUGUAUCUUGGCCAGGCUGAUCCAUGGCAGCCUCAGGGGCAGCUGGCGGCCCAUUGAACAACGCAGGGUCCAUGCUAUCCAGAAAAUCUGCUUCUGGCUCUGCCGCGAGACGAGGCUUCUUGUGGUGGGACUUGCCAAUAACAAAAUCGGGAUCCUCGUUUUCUCGUUUGGCCUUUCUCUUGGCUGCGCGGAUAGACUUCUUGACAAACUCAGGGAUGUCUGGCUCGGACGGUCGUAUGGCUUCCUCAGAUGGAGCCUGGAAAGGAUCAAAGAGAAUCUUGUCGGGUGUAUCGUCUGGUUCAUAGUAUCCCAUACCAAUGCGCUGUCGUGCCACCAGUGAAGGAUCAGGGUAGAGGGAGGUAUCAGCGUCUUCAGCCUGUGACAUGUCCAUCGCCAUGGACUGAUCGGCCAGUCCAGUCUUCUCUUCAUGGUAUGGUGGAUAUGGCCCUUCCAUGGUGGUAUCAGCCAUAGACUGGUCGCCUUGACCAAGAACAUGACUCUGAUCUCCGUAGCCGUUCAUGCCAGGUACGUGCAUACCGCUAGGAGGAUCAUGCUCUGCGUCUUGCAUGGAGUCAUCUGCUUCAUCCUGCUCGGUAAUAUCUUGUGCCUUGGCAUUAUCGGCCUGCUCUCUUAACCUCUUCAUCCGUCUGCUGUCCUUGCUGCGACUUUCCUCUCCAGCAGCCUUCAACCAUGAGAGGUUGUGGACUCGGAAGUCGACAAGUGCUUCCACACUUCGAUCAUCGGCAAUCGGGCGGGUAUCAUGUCCCAGCAGAGUAUUCUUUGGUGUAUAGGGGUCUGUAUGUCCUUGGCGGCGACAGUGGCCACAAUUGCAUAUACCUAAGCACUUUGGACAUUGCCAUUGCUCAUCCUCAAGCACUUUCUGCGGCAACAUAUCAAAAGCUCGAUAAAGAACGCCAUAACAAUAGGAUUCAGUGCAGCCAGGGUUGGUGCAUUGGUGUACUCGGUAGGCAUAGUCCUUGUGACAACAGACGUGGCAUCUCCUAAGCUCUCCCUUCUUCUUCUUGCGUUUGUACUUCUUCUUUGGCUUUCCUUCGCUAUCGACCUCGGGCUCCGACUCGCUUGGUGUAAUUUCGCGUUCUGGCUGAGUGAUGUCUUUCCAGGGUCGUCUUCUCAAGGCUUCUUGGCAAAUUUGUGCCAAGGACUUCUUUCCUGAACGCUGUCUGGCGAUCUCCAAGGGCUGAGGCGAGGUUUCAAAGUCAACAAAUCCGUCGUUCUUGAUAAUCAUUGAACGCCAAUCCUCGUAGUUAUUGACCAAGUCAGCCCAAGACCAUUGCUCACACCAUUGAAGACCCGAAAGGCAGGCACAAGACCGUCCCAUGGCGUAGCAUUCCAUGCAAACGUCAUAAGUAUCCUCAUCGCCGUUUAUUAGCGUCCGAGUGCAAUGUUUGCAUGUCAAAAACCGGUUGAAGAUAUUUGAACGGCAAUAUGAGCAUGUGAUGCACGAGUCAAACUCGAUGAACUCGACCUCCUUCUCCUUGUGUGCGAACAUUUCAUCAAUGAGAAUCUCAGUAAACAGACAGAAUAGCUUCUUAAAGUCACCCGCAAGCUGUCUAGCACGAGGUGAGCUCCUGAGAAUGUCUUGACCAACUCCUAUGAAACUCAUCGAAGUCAUCUCUGCAUCCUCCUCCAGUUUCUGAAGUUGGCGAUAGUACUUCUGUAGAGUGAAGAAAAUGAUGGCCUUGUUCUUAUACUGUUCGUCGCGACAGACAAGACGAGCCUUCGGCAGGGCUUCGUGCAACGCCAACUCUAGGGUCUCGGCAGUCGUGCGAUUCCAUGCUACUUUUAUGGUUCGAGUACCACGAUUCCAAACUUGAUGUGCUGCCAAGGGCGGAAUGAGGAUAAAGUCACCGACUCGCUGUUCAACUACAUAUACAUCGAAAGGUGCUUUCUUCCACGCAUUGAUUUGAGCAAAGUGUUUCUCAAUCUCAAUAUCGUGUCCCAGCAUGGAGAGAAAGUAUUCUCGAACGACCUCGCGAUCCUUGCUUUCCGUCAUGAACCAGAUGGAGCUUCCUGGUUUCUCGCCCUUCUCGUCCUCUGAUGCUUCUACCAUGAUGUUUUGACCUAAAGAUGCACACAUCUCACGAUGAGCUGGGGUAAAUGUGCCUUCGUGUCCAAUGUAGCACAUAAGAUUUUGGGCUCGCAUUUCUUCUGGUAAGCUGGACAUCAAAUCACCAGCUGGUGCUGCAGCAGCCUCAUCGCGGAAGGCAUCUUCCUUUUUUUGCGAGCCACCGGCUUCGCUGGCGUUCUCAUUUAGGUAGAAUAGGUUCGGAUGGAUGACCUUUUGUAGUGCAUCGUGCCACUCGGGAGGACAGUCAAUGUCUUUCAAGUAAAGGCGCUGACGGCGCUCGUCUCUGAAAUUUG
Molecule: messenger RNA, 5427 nt
Organism: Fusarium odoratissimum NRRL 54006
Lineage: Eukaryota; Fungi; Ascomycota; Sordariomycetes; Hypocreales; Nectriaceae
Product: geranylgeranyl transferase type-2 subunit beta
Exons: 5
Coding region: 248-1456 (402 amino acids)
Biological process (GO): protein geranylgeranylation
Cellular component (GO): cytoplasm; Rab-protein geranylgeranyltransferase complex
Molecular function (GO): Rab geranylgeranyltransferase activity
Source: RefSeq, a predicted model, not a curated record